Lacerta agilis (Sand lizard) is the source of this 1971-nucleotide messenger RNA. RefSeq names its product cilia and flagella associated protein 53 (gene CFAP53). NCBI's taxonomy places the organism in Eukaryota, Metazoa, Chordata, Lepidosauria, Squamata, Lacertidae. The record is from RefSeq and is a predicted model, not a curated record.
AUGUGGAUAUACUGCAGCAAGAAGUGGCAGCAGCAGCAGCCACGAGCCGGAACCUGCGCGCCGAAACUUCGGCCGGAGCGACGCCGGCGUGAUGACGUAGAUGCCGCACGUUCCCGCGUCCGGUUUCCACGGCAACGGCCGCCGCGGCAUUACCUCGCCCUAGGCAUGGAGGACGGCAGGAUGGCGAAUCCCCAUAGCCGAGUGGUGAGGGUGGUGCAGGGACCCAAGCCGUUUUCCUUCGCCAUAACAUGCUUCCUCUUACAGAGGGCCAAAUUUCCCAAACCAAAUGACGCCAUGAAGCAAAUCCUCCUCUGGAGGGAGCAAGAGAAACUGCGCCAAGCGGCCGCAACGUACGCAAAGUCCCAUCUCCUCGGCCGCCAGAUCAUCGAAAGGGAGGAUCGGAAUGAGCGAAAACAGUUCCACCGGAUCGUACAGAAGAGGGUUGGUGUUGAAAUGCAGGCCUACCUGGCAGGACAAGAGGAGAGGAAAGAAAGGCUUCGGGAUCUCCUGGAAGCCGAGGAAAAGUGUUACCUAGCUGCAAUAGACUCACUCGGAGAAACUAUGGAGGACAGGCGAGUGAACAUAGGAGCAAAAGCAAAAUUGCUGAGAGAUAAGAGGGAAGAAGCUCGGCGGAAGCUUGUGGCAGAAAAAAGGGAUCAACAGUUCAGAGCAACUUGUGAGGAUGCACGGACACAGUGGAGCAAGAAGCAUCUGAUGGAGAUAUGUGAGGACCGGCUGGCCCAGCUGGCCCUGAAGGAGGAACUAAAGAAGCAACAAGCAAGGGAGGAGGCGGCCUUCGAGGCUCUUUGGGAAGAGGACAGGCUGGCCAAGGAGAAGCGGGCAGCGGAGGAAGAGCAGAAGAGAGCAAGGUGGACUGACAGCCAGAAAAACCUCCUUGAUGCUCAGCAGACUGUGGCGGAAGCUCAGCGGCAGGAGGCGAGGCGGCUGAAGGAAGAAGAGGCGAAGCUGAUGGAAGAAGAACGUCAGCUGAUGAAACUGGAGAACGAGCGAGCCGAGAUUGAGCGGAAGCGGAAGCUGAGGGAGUGCAGAGACAUGCUGCUGGAUUCCAUGGAGGAGAAGAAGAGGCGUCUCCGCGAAGAGCAGGAAGAGGAGCUGGCUUUAGAUAUGAAGAUCCUGGAUCACAUCAUGAAAGGAUCCCAGGAGGAGACAGAGAACCAAAAGAAAAGGAAAAAAGAGCUCUUGAAAGAGCAGCAGAUGUUUAAGGCCUACCUGGCUCAGCUGAGGGAGGACGAGCGGCGACAGGAAAAAGAGCUGGACAAGCUGCGGGCGGAAGAGACAGCCCGGAUGUGGGCAAGGAGAGCCGCAAAGGAGAAGGCCAUGAAGGAGGCCAGGGGCCGCUUGCUCACGGAAGUAAUGGACACGAGGAGGCUUCAGCUGGAGGAGAAACUGCAGAGAAAUGCCCAAGAACAAGAGGCACUGAAUCGGGACAGGGAAUUGUUAAACGAAGCCCUUCUAGAAUUCAACCGUCUGGAAGAGGAGAAAUAUGCAAGGCGCACACAGCAAGCAAAGGUGUAUCAGGAAGAACUCAAUGCUCAGAUCAAUUACAACAAGCAAGCCCGCGAUCUUGAGAAGGAAGAAGAACGGCGCCGAUAUGCUUUGUCCCUGGAAGCGGAAAGGCUUUACCAGCAGAAGAUAGCGGACAUCAUUGCAAGACCUUACAUGAAGCUGUCAGAUCUCCAUCCUUUGCGGAGGUACCUUGCCAGCAGUUCUUAAUCUUAGACUCCAACCAAUUUCCUUUGUAUAGAUCUAUAUUUAUAAUUCACUGCAUUUAAAACUCUCAAGUGCAGCUGAAGCAUCUUCUGCUUGUGUACACUGACUGGAGGGGAAGAAGACUCUAGAAUACCACCGUUCCUAGCUUCUUUCCUUGGUCAAGCAAAACCUCCUUUUAAAAAUAAAAUGCUGUCGAAAGUUUAACGUUUUAAAUAAAGAACGUUGCAUGGUGAAAUUGAA